GUAAAUAGCUUUCCAAAUUCAAAACACUUCAGCCGUUUGAUUUCCAUGCAGAGGAUACUAGAAAUGCGUUGAGCAACAUUGGAUUCAACCAUAUUUAUUGUUCACAUUCAUAGGACUCUGCUGAUGGAUUCUAGUUAUCAGCAAAUCCAGAGUAUUAUCAGAGUAGACUUUCCACCUCAUUUUUCUUCUGGGAUAUUCGAUUUAUUUUUUAAUUACAAUUCUACACACGGAUAUCGAUAGAGUCACCGUAAAUGAAUACUUUCAAUUAGAUCAGUAAAGAGAGACAAAGGUGGGGAGAUCCGAGCGGAUGUCUCAGGUGAAAAUUUGGUGAAAAAGGAUAGCCAUUGAUGAGGAUGGAGGUUCAUUUGCCAGCGCAGAGACCUCUGAAUUGCAGAACCCACUUCAAGAUCAAACCUUUUCUUGGAUUAGUCCCUCAUGGAACUACUAGCACAUUCUCCCGGUCUUCCCACUGGCAAAACGAUGGUGUCGUGGCUCAGGUUUCUUAUAGAAUCACUGCAAGCGCGGACUUCUCGAGAAGAAGGCGAAGGAAAAUUUCCACACCAAGGUCCGAAGACCCUAAACCGAGGGGGUUUAUGCCAAGAAUGCAGGUCCCUACAGGCAUGCAGAAAAGGGAUAAAAAGAACAAUGAAGAAAAGGAAAGUCCAGAUGCAUCACCAUCCAAAGACUUUGGGGGGUCCAAUAGGAAAAUAGCAGCUGAAUUGAAAAUUACAGCCAAUGAUGAAGAGUUUGUCAACAUUAAUCAAGGGAAGGAAGCAGGUGAAGAAAGUGAAGAUGAAAGUAAUGGUGGUUUGAAGGAGGUUCCGUUACCUACGGAACCAGAACCAUCACUUGAUGAUAAAAUAAGCCAAUCUGCCGAAAGUGGAGAAAUUGACACCGUUUAUGAGGAUGUGAUGGAAUCAACAGAAUCAGAAAGAAUUACGGAGAAGGUCGUCGAGGAAAAAGCAACAGCAAGUGGGUAUAGUGGUGUUGAAGAAGAUGGUACAGUUAUUGAACAAAAUGAGAUUCAUAUUAUUAAAGAUAACAAAGUCCAAACCAUUGAGAAAGAGGAGUACAAAGAGGCAACAACUAUAUCUGACUCUGGAAGAAAAGCAACAGAUAAAAUAGAUUCAGGAACGAAGGAAAUGAGAACGGUUAAGAACAAUGAUGAGAAGAGAGUUGAAAGAAUCAAAAUUAUCAAUGAUAUUAGUGAAAAUCAUGUUCCAAAAUCUGAGUCAAUGGGUGAAGGACUGAUUUUGCUCAAAGAGGAGAAAAAGGACGAAGAUUUUUCUUUAAAACUAAAAUUGAAGGAGGAUGCAAAUAUGCGCAAGGAGGUUUUAGCCAGGCAUGCCGAGGAAAAUUUCAGGAAAGGAAAUAAAUUGUUCUAUUAUCCUGAUGUGGUAAAACCAGAUCAAGAUAUAGAAGUAUUUCUUAACAGAAGUUUCUCCACUUUGAAAAAUGAACCUGAUGUCUUGAUAAUGGGUGCCUUCAACGACUGGAAAUGGAAAUCAUUUACCAUAAAGUUGAGCAAGAGCCAUCUUAAUGGGGAUUGGUGGUCUUGUCAUGUCCAUGUUCCUAAGGAAGCAUACAAGAUGGAUUUCGUGUUUUUUAAUGGACAAGAUGUCUAUGAGAACAAUGAGAACAAAGAUUUCUGCAUAAAUGUGGAAGGUGGUAUGGAUGUGUUCGAUUUUGAAAAUUUCUUGCUUGAAGACAAACGCAGAGAACAGAAGGAACUUGCUCGACAAAAAGCUGAAAUGGAAAGACGUCAGGAAGAACAAAGACGUAUAGAAGCAGAAAAGGCUAACCAAGAAGCAGAUAGAGUUCAGGCAAAAGAGGAAGUUGCAAAGAGAAGGAGAAUGCUGGAAGAGUUAGUGAAAAAGGCCAAGAAAUCUGUGGAUAAUGUCUGGUAUAUAGAGCCUAGAGAAUUUAAAGGAGAGGACGAGGUUAAGUUAUGCUACAACAGGAUCUCAGGACCACUUGCUCAUGCUAAGGAUGUUUGGAUUCAUGGAGGGCAUAAUAAUUGGAAGGAUGGGUUGUCCAUCAUUUCAAAACUCAUCAGAUCUGAGAGAAAAGAUGGUGACUGGUGGUUUGCCAGUGUUGUUGUCCCUGAUGGAGCUCUUGUUUUGGACUGGGUUUUUGCUGACGGUCCUCCUCAACAGGCUAUUAUUUAUGACAAUAAUCAUCUCCAAGAUUUCCACGCCAUUGUCCCAAAAUCGAUUCCAACAGAAUUGUAUUGGGUUGAGGAAGAACAAAAGAUAUACAGAAAACUUCAGGUGGAGAGGCGUUUGAGAGAGGAAGCAGCACGAGCAAAGGCUGAGAAAACAGCACGUAUGAAAAGGGAAACAAAGGAAAGGACUUUGAGGACAUUUUUGUUGUCUCAAAAGCAUAUAGUCUAUACUGAUCCCCUUGAUGUCCAAGCUGGAAAGACUGUCAUAGUUUUCUAUAAUCCUGCAAACACUGUCCUAAAUGGAAAACCUGAAAUCUGGUUGAGAUGUUCGUUCAAUCGCUGGACACACCGCAUGGGUCUUUUGCCACCUCAGAAGAUGUUGCCUGCUGAAAAUGGCUCUCAUCUUAAAGCAACAGUCAAGGUUCCGUUGGAUGCAUACAUGAUGGACUUUGUAUUCUCUGAGAAAGAAGAUGGUGGAAUUUUUGACAACAAAAAUGGGAUGGAUUACCAUGUACCUGUCUUUGGAGGAGUAGUGAAGGAGCCCCCUAUGCACAUUGUACAUAUUUCAGUUGAAAUGGCACCUAUUGCGAAGGUGGGGGGUCUUGGUGAUGUUGUCACUAGUCUUUCACGUGCUGUUCAGGAUAUGAACCAUCAUGUGGACAUCAUUCUUCCAAAAUACGAUUGUUUGAAGCUUAACAAUGUGGAGGACUUUCAGUUUCACAAAAGCUAUUCGUGGGGUGGGACUGAAAUAAAAGUUUGGUUGGGGAAAGUUGAAGGGCUUCAUGUAUACUUUCUGGAGCCUCAAAAUGGGUAAUUACAAGUGUUACCAGCUUGUUUGUGGCUUGUGGUUUUUACCUUUUUGUUUGAGCUUGUUGCUUAUGUUCAUAGUUGAAGACCCCAGUUCUGCCUCUGCUUGUUUAUCGUAUUAAUAAACCUCUUUGAUGGCAUAGUAUUUAUAGUAUGUUUGGUAGUGCUUUUAGGUAUUAUAAAUUGUGAGUUUUAUGGAACAUGUGGAUAAUAAAUGAGAGGGAUAAUUGCAGCAGAGGUCCCAAAUCUUUCAUUUUAUUGCAAAAUACAACUUAACCUUUAAUUUUUCCGGCUGCAGUCCCAAACCUUUAACUUCUGUGGCAGCUAAAGUCCAUUUGAUAGAUUUCAUCCACUUAUCCGUUAGUCAACCCUUAAAUUAAAUGUUUGAUUCAAAUUAACAAAUAGAUGAGGGUAAAAUGGUCCGUUUACAUUUUCUAUAAUAAAUUUUUUUUUUAAAACUAUUCAUCA
Olea europaea var. sylvestris is the source of this 3439-nucleotide messenger RNA. RefSeq names its product soluble starch synthase 3, chloroplastic/amyloplastic-like. Lineage: Eukaryota; Viridiplantae; Streptophyta; Magnoliopsida; Lamiales; Oleaceae. Gene Ontology annotation, molecular function: starch binding. The coding region runs from base 348 to 2978 and encodes 876 amino acids. The transcript has 8 exons. The record is from RefSeq and is a predicted model, not a curated record.